This is a messenger RNA of Brachypodium distachyon (stiff brome), 1746 nucleotides long. Its product is annotated as receptor-like cytoplasmic kinase 176. Gene Ontology annotation, biological process: protein phosphorylation. Bases 294 to 1475 code for a protein of 393 amino acids. NCBI's taxonomy places the organism in Eukaryota, Viridiplantae, Streptophyta, Magnoliopsida, Poales, Poaceae. Gene Ontology annotation, molecular function: ATP binding; protein kinase activity. The record is from RefSeq and is a predicted model, not a curated record. The transcript is spliced from 6 exons.
UCUCGCUCGGUGGUGGGGGGGCGGAAAAGGUCGACGAUCCACCCUAGGGGCGAGGGCGUCGAGGGAGAAAGCUUAGGAGGGGGGACGGAUCGGGAUCAAUCCCUUCUUCUAGGGGCCUCCUUUUCCUGGCUUCGAUUCCGAUCUCUCUCUCUCGGAGAGCGGCGCCAAAUCUCGCGAGCUUUCUGAUUUGGGCGCGGAUACUGCUGCUCGUGAUUCGAUCUUGCUGCUGCCUCUGUUCGUCCGCCAGCUCCGGCGAGCGGGGAGGCGGUGGGUGCCUUGGUGGUGGUCGAGCCAUGGGGAAUUGCUGGGGCGCCAAGAUCAGCUCCGACAACAGCUCCUCGUCCCCUUCAGGGGCAACUUCCAAGUUUGCUAGUAGGAAUGGAGCAACCUUGAGCAACUCCAGCAGCUAUGUCUCGGUCGCGUCAGUACCACGGAGCGAGGGCGAGAUUCUAGAGUCAGCAAAUGUCAAGGCAUUUACCUUCAAUGAGCUCAGGACCGCAACAAGAAACUUCCGUCCAGACAGUGUGCUUGGCGAGGGAGGGUUUGGAUCAGUCUUCAAGGGGUGGAUCGAUGAGAAGACUCUUACCCCAACUAAGCCAGGCACCGGGAUGGUCAUUGCUGUCAAGAAGCUUAACCAGGAAGGCUACCAGGGUCACAGGGAAUGGCUGGCUGAAGUAAAUUACCUAGGACAACUAUCGCACCCGAAUCUUGUAAAGCUCGUGGGGUACUGUGUUGAAGACGAACAGCGGCUUCUUGUCUAUGAGUUCAUGCCUCGUGGGAGUUUGGAGAAUCAUCUCUUUAGGAGGAGUUCACAUUUCCAGCCACUCUCCUGGAACCUCCGGAUGAAAAUCGCCAUUGGAGCAGCGAAAGGUCUUGCGUUUCUCCACAGUGACAAGGCUAAAGUCAUCUACCGUGAUUUCAAGACCUCAAAUAUCCUCUUAGAUGCGAGCUAUGACGCAAAACUCUCAGAUUUUGGUCUGGCAAAGGACGGGCCGACCGGUGACAAGAGCCAUGUGUCCACAAGGGUAAUGGGGACAUAUGGGUAUGCUGCACCAGAAUACCUUGCAACAGGCCAUCUGACCACAAAGAGCGACGUGUUCAGCUUCGGCGUGGUCCUCCUGGAGAUGCUGUCAGGGCGGCGCGCUGUGGACAAGAACCGCCCGAACGGGGAGCACAACCUGGUGGAGUGGGCGAGGCCGUACCUGACGAGCAAGCGGCGCAUCUUCCGCGUCCUGGACGCCCGGCUGGGCGGGCAGUACUCUCUCACCAGUGCCCAAAAGGCAGCGUCGUUGGCGCUGCAGUGUCUCUCUGUGGAGUCCAGGCACAGGCCAAGCAUGGAGCAGGUUGUCACGGUCCUGGAACAGCUCCAAGAACCAAACGAAAGAGGGGACAACCCUCACCCGCAGGCACAGAAGAAGCCGAGCAGCAACCGGAGCUUGACUGGCUCGAAACCGUCGUCGAUGAAGCCAGUUUGAAUCGAGAGGAUGAUAGCAAGGUAUGUACUAUAUGUAUAGAGAGAGAUGUGUAUUUGACUGUUGAGGUGUAAUUUAGUAGGAUCUUAGAUACCUGUGAAUGAAGAGGCAGCAGAUUUGUGAAUCUUUAAUUUGUGCCUUGUAUUUAGGGCGGGUUUUUUGGGGGAGCUUCUUCUAGCCUUUAUCAUGUACAGCUUACAUAUACACUCUUAGCUUGUCUCUGUAUGUAGCUUUCUGUUUUGUAUAUGCUUGGCGGCUAUGAUUCUGAGGCGCA